AUUCUUAAAUCCUUGUUCGUUCAAGUUCAGUGCGGAAGAGAACUACUUAAAAACAGUAACAUAACUAAUCUUGUUCAUGUUUUCAUAAUAAAAAUGUUUUCUUUUUAUCACUAAUGUUAUCACUGAAGACUAUAAUGAUGUAAGUUUAUUAAAGUGCUUUAAAAGGAAGAAAGAAAAAUCAGUUCAACCGUAAAACAUUUUCAGCAAAUAAUGAGUGAAAGGUAUUCUUCAUAAUAUAUUUUUAUUGAUAUAUUUGCAUGGUAGCCUACAUUUUUGCGUCAGAGACGCCCAGCUGUCACGUUGUUUACGCUGACGUCACGGUUUCCCUGGCAACAAAAGUUCACAGCUGUUCUCCCAAGAGGCAUGGUUAGAAAUAUUUUAAUCCACUCAGCCUGAGCAAGGGCCACAACAACAACAUCUGAGGAAAACAUGGGCCUGUUGUCCAUUCUUCGGAGGCUAAAGCAGUCUCCUGACCAGGAAGUUCGCUUACUGUUGCUUGGCUUGGAUAAUUCUGGCAAGACCACUCUGCUAAAACAGCUGGCGGCAGAAGAUGUCAGCCACAUCACCCCCACACAAGGCUUCAAUAUAAAGAGCAUUCAAUCAUCUGGCUUCAAGUUGAAUGUUUGGGACAUUGGAGGUCAGCGAAAGAUCCGUCCCUACUGGAGGAAUUAUUUUGAGAACACAGAUGUGCUGAUCUAUGUGAUUGACAGCUCAGACAGGAAAAGGUUUGAAGAGACAAGUCUGGAACUGGCUGAGUUGCUGGAGGAAGAAAAGCUUGCUGCUGUUCCACUGCUAAUCUUUGCCAACAAGCAGGAUCUAAUGACAGCCUGCCCAGCGUCUGAGCUGGCAGAGAGUCUCAAUCUGCACACUAUCAGGGAUCGCAUGUGGCAGGUCCAGGCCUGCUCAGCAGUCACUGCGGAGGGAGUGCAGGAUGGCAUGACAUGGGUUUGCAGAAAUAUAACGUUUCCGAAGAAAUGAUUCAGAAGGCAAAAGAUCCGUGAAGAAUUGCAGUUGCACUUUACACAUGACUUACUCAGUCAUUUUAUGUCCAGGACAAGGCAGAAUGUGUUACUAUUUUUGUAUUAAUCAAUCACUUUUGUCAUUCUGUCUUCACCUGGCAGUUUAAAAACAUUCUAUAAGUAGAAGUUGUCAGUACAGUGAAUUCUACACACGUUAACCUGUCAAUGCAUACCUUGAAAUGUAUUUCCUAUAUAUAAUGUAUAUACUAUGUAUAAUAUAUCAUGGCAGUUUUAUUCAAACUGCUGUUUUGCACUUUUUUUGUAAUGUGGUGCAUUUAAUGCAAGGGUUUGUAGGGACUGACUGUGAAUAAAAAUUCUGUAUUUUUUGUGGUGGA
Micropterus salmoides (largemouth bass) is the source of this 1354-nucleotide messenger RNA. Its product is annotated as ADP-ribosylation factor-like protein 3. Lineage: Eukaryota; Metazoa; Chordata; Actinopteri; Centrarchiformes; Centrarchidae. Gene Ontology annotation, biological process: cilium assembly. The coding region runs from base 430 to 978 and encodes 182 amino acids. Gene Ontology annotation, molecular function: GTPase activity; GTP binding. The transcript has 6 exons. Gene Ontology annotation, cellular component: cytoplasm; microtubule cytoskeleton. The record is from RefSeq and is a predicted model, not a curated record.